AUGACUAUUAAUUAUCAUUCAGGAAAGGCAAAUGUGGUAGCAGAGGCCUUGAGUCAGAAGGCGAUGAGUAUGGGUAGUCUAGCCAUGUUACAAGGUCGAGAGCAUCCUUUAGCUAGGGAUGUCCAAUCCUUGGCCAAUAGCUUUGUGAGACUUGAUAUUUCAGAAUCUGGUAAGAUUCGGGCUCAACAGUUUGAUGAUUGUGAUUUAUUUAAGAUUAGAGACACGGUUUUAAAAGGAGAAGCCAAGACUGCAAUUCUUGAUAGUGAGGGAGUUUUGAGGAUUAAAGGUCGUAUAUCUGUUCCUCAUACAAGUUAUUUGACUAGAUUGAUCAUGGAGGAGGCUCAUAGUUCGAGGAACUCUAUUCAUCCGGGGUCUACUAAGAUAUAUCUUGACUUAAAGCAGCAUUAUUGGUUGUGUCGUAUGAAGAGGGACAUAGUAGAUUUCGUAUCAUGA
Solanum lycopersicum (tomato) is the source of this 453-nucleotide messenger RNA. The record is from RefSeq and is a predicted model, not a curated record. NCBI's taxonomy places the organism in Eukaryota, Viridiplantae, Streptophyta, Magnoliopsida, Solanales, Solanaceae.